GGGGUGAGCCGUUAGGGCUCGAUUCUGUUGUGGUCGAGCUUGCCUGAUGCGACAAAGGCACCGCGAGACUUGCAAGAUUGUUGCUUAAAGCGGGGUGGGUAAGAAAAAUAAAACUGUGGAUAAAUCGAAGAGUCCACAUGGAGAUCAUUAAGCAAGGAUAUUUGGUGAAAAGGGGCCACGUUGUGCACAACUGGAAGGCGCGCUGGUUCAUGCUGGAUGGAGAGAGCCUGACCUACUACACGUGCAAGGGCGAGGUUUCCUCCAAGGGCUCCAUCCCUCUGAAGGACUGCCAGAUCGUCAGCCCGUGCCUGGACUACAGCAAGCGCCCUACGGUCUUCAAGGUGGUCAACAAGAAGCAGGAGCUGGUGAUGCAGGCCUCGUCUCUCGAGGAGCGGGACGCCUGGGUGCUGGACCUGCGCUCCGCUGCCCGUUGCCUCCAGGAAGGGCGACCCUUCACGCGGUCCUCACUGCGCCAGUCCAUCCGCCUGGAGCACUCGCUCAACCUCCGAGAGAUCUUGACGAGAAUGAAAGACCCCGAGAGUGGAAUCAAGUCGGAGAGUUGCAACAGCAGCAACAAGCUCUACAAAGACUGCUUCACAGGCGCGUGCGUGGUCAACUGGCUCGUGUCAUCGGAGGUUGUGCGAACCCGCGCCGAGGGCCUCCUCGCGUGCCUCGCGCUGCUGGACGACGGCUACGUCCGCCCGACGGGCGAUCGAGCCAAGUCCGCCGCACACUCGAACUCGCAGUUCCUCGACGACACGGAGGCCCUCUACUGUUUCAUCGACAGCAGGCACGGCGCGCAGGACACGGACAGCGAUGACGAGUGCUCCAUCCUGCGCGAAGAGUUCAGGGGUCGCAUCAUCAAGCAGGGCUGCCUGCUCAAGCAGGGCCACAAGAGGUUGAACUGGAAGAUAAGAAAGUUUGUGCUCAGGGAGGAGCCUGCAUACCUGCAUUAUUACGACCCAACAAAGGAGGAUUCGCGUUACCCCCUUGGAGGCUUCGCGCUCAAAAACAGCAUCGUCUCGGCCAUGGGAGAGGACGGCCUUCCGCCCGGCGGGGACAAGGUGCAGGGCAACCUCAUCCACAUCAUCUCGCCGGAGGACGUGCACUACUACCUGCAGGCCAGCACAUCCGCCGAGCGGCAGCAGUGGAUCGAGGCCAUCAAGCGGCUGUGCUGAGCACGUGGGCCCCUGCGCGAUCGAUGGGAAUCCGGCGGCGUGACAGCGAUUUAGCGCCGCCUUGCGCUGCGAACCGCGGGCGGCCCCGAGUUCAAUUCCCGCACCCCCCUCCUCCCUCCCCUCCGGCCCCCGCUCGUGGUAAACACCGGUGACGAUCAUCUGAACCGGUUCUCGGCCUCACCUAGGUCGACUCAGCCUACAAUUAGUACCUAGUGCGGUGUGUAAAAACCUCGACACUGGGGAGACAAAGGUGGCCGGGCGUGGUGCCGACCACCCACCCCCCUCGCGUGCCAUUCCGGCCUUCAUAGGUGCUGGCUAACAACACUUGCCCCAACAAUCUAUUAAGGCUAUACGGGGGAUCUUUGUCUUUGAUGUGAAACCCGCGGUUCUCACGAUCACCCGGUGAACACUGCAAGCUCAGCCGUACAGUUACCGUCGAGCGGGGCUACACGGUGACCGGAUUGCCAGGGGGUGCGGGUGGAUUUUGGUGGCAUUAAUUGUGAAAGCCGAGGAUAAAUUAGCACCCCCCCCCCGCUUGUCCCUGUUGCCGAUUGGUGCGUGGGUGAGCGGUAGGAGAAUCAUUAGGAGAGUAGCAACCAAAACGCGUCAAGCAGAGAGCCAAUUGACCCCAGAGAUCCCAGACCCAAUUUGCCUUCACGAGCCCGCUUAUUAUGAAAUGGCCGAGCCACAAGCGGAUUCCAUUAAAACAUUUUUUUAUUUUUUUUUAUUUAAACAAGCCACCAACAUGGCAUUGCAGUGACGUGUACGAGCGGUGCCAGCCGGGGGGGGGGGUAAAUUAAAGGGUGACAUUUCGAUAGGAAGCUCCAAUCAAGUUCAAUAGGAAGGUUUAUCCAUCUUUCCGUACUUCACAUCGCUGAGAAACGCACCUCACCUUAGCCCAAUUCCCUGGCCAUCAAGUUCCAGAGGGGGGUGCUCCUCCUCUUCCCCGCUAUGAAAGCAUUCACUCCCUUCCUCCCUCCCCACCAACUUGUAAAAUGGGGGUUCCACCCGUGUUGAUAUGCUUUGUAAUAUGCUAAAAAAAGCUCAUGUAUCCGAACUACAAGUCAUUGCGUGCCUCCGUGAAAUGCUGUGUGUGCGUGCAUGUGAAGGGGAGUCCACGGGAGUCGUCCUGGCAAUGGAACUUCACGGCUCACAUCAGCACCAACACUCGCAGGGCAGGGCAGGCACAGCACGGACGCUUGCAGCGCACCGACACUGUGGUUCACUUCAGCCAAAUCUUCCCGGAGCCCCGAGUCUUUAGCCCCUUGCCUCUUUAUACACCCUCUCGCCUUCUUCCACCCGCUAAAUUGUAUCUUUUGGGGGGGUUUUUUUCCCCCUCCAAUCCCCUUUUCUUUUGCCUUUCUUGCCGGCGCCUUUCUUUAAUUAUUUUUUCUCAACUCGGUCCCUUGACCCCCUUGCCGUGACCCCUGCAUUCAAUCCUGGAGGGUCAUCGCACGACAUUCUCAUUUGCAUAUUUGUGAUGCGCGUGCACUCAGUAUAUGGGGAAAACAACGACGGCCGACAUUCGCCAUGAAGUGUCGGUGACGUCACCACAGGGCUUGUGCCAAGCUAGGUGCACUUUCAGGCCAGAUGAAGUGUCAAAGGCUCGCUGGCCAUAGGUCACGGGACAAACCCAGGUGCUGUGGGUUGACUGAAAUGACUGCCAACUUGCUGUGUUUUAGCCUCCCGGUGCUCCGCUCGUUGUUGUGAGCGUCGCUCUCCUGCCCUCUAUUAUUGGAGGGCGACUGCCUCCAACUGCCCAUUAGCGUCGUUCACGAGCACAAGCUUGUUUGGAUCUUUUCUAGGUGGACACACCUAGAAAGGCUGGCACGGCACACGAGGUCGUGGGUGGCCAGCACCACGCCCGGCCACCUUUGUCUCCCGGGUACUCAGUUGAGGCUGGAUCGACCUCUGGGAGGCCCAGGACCGGUUCAGAUAACUCGUAACUGGUGUUGGCCGUGCGUAGGAAUUGUAACUUCUCUUUUUAUAGUCUGGCUAGCAGCUGUGUUGGAUUCAAGUGCGAUGUAUUAGACGAUAGGCGAACAACUGACGAAGGUAUCCAAGUGGCUCAGAGAACACGUGAGCCAGCACUGCUGUCAACCUGGGUUCGAGUCCGGGUCUCCGCCGCCCGUGAUUUAAAAAAAAACCGGGUUCUAAAUUGUAGCCCAGCCCCCGUAGAUUACACAACACAUCCAUCGCAUUGACUUUGGUUUCGAACUCAAUCGGGUAAAGUUACAGCGAUUUAAAAUAAUAAUAAAAAUAAAAAUGUAAAUUCAACUGCGCCGAGACAUACACAGGAAUUGCCGUCUGCGUGUCAAAGAGCGCCCCUACUCUCGAAAGAAUGAAACGACCACUUGAAGGAUUUCUUUGGUGGAAUAACAUCCGAUGCAAUAUCUCUUCCACUGAGAUUCUCCGCCAAAGUGAGCCGCUCUAUCACGUUUCUGAAUGUAGUCUUCAUCUGGUGGCAUUGUGCCGAUUACCACAAUUCGACUAAAAAAAUUUAAUUCACAAAAUGUUCAUGUAAAAAAAGAGGGAGAUUCGCUUUGGCAUAUUAUUUUUUUACCAGUCGGUCUGCCUCGUGAAAAUGAGCAAAAAAACAAAUUGGACCCCGUGACUGAAUUUACGAGAAAACAUCGAGGAUGAUUACAACAUGUUCGUUAAAGGCAUUCAUUGUGUUACGCCCUUACACAACGGCAGACUUGAACAAAAAAAAACUCUACCCACCAGCAGUUUACUUCUGGCAACUUCGGAAGCACAAUAGCAAACAUUGUACUCCCACGUCUGCCAUGGCAUCCCCCUCCCCAGCAAGCAUCCGAUUGCGCCAGUACAGUGCCAAAUUAAAAUCCAUCCUCGCUGCGCCAUAUGCCGCCCACACAGCUCUUGCAGUUUAACAGAGACGGCCGAGUCAGCGUUUUGUGAUCGUGGCAGGAAGCUCCGUCUCCCCACCGUGAGAAGCCGCAACCAUAACCGCGAGAGAAAGACCAUCCACAUCGGCGCACUGGCUGCACGUGCCACGUUGUACGUCGUGAAAGUCGAGCUGGGCUUCUGCGUUUCUUUGCCAUAUUCCAUCGACCGAUUUAUUGUCGGUGAAGUGAUGCUUUGAAUAAUUAUCUGACAACACGACAAAAAUAGUUGGGGGUGGGGCGGGGAGGUGGAAAAAUGGCUCAGCUCUGUUGCCACGUGUAGGAGGUAAACCGCCAUUUUCUAUUUAGAAAAUAGCCGAGAAUAAUCGACCACGGAAAAAAAUUGCCAACGUAAAUAUUUUAUUUUCAUAAAUCUAUUUUCAUGAAUCUAUUUAACCGACUACUCAUCCGAGCAGUAAUUGCAUUGUUCGUUGCGAAGUCACUUCACCGAGUGGAGAUUUGUUUUAUUUCCAAGUAUGCCCCGAGUCUUUCCCAGAUACCAACAUGCCCUUCUUGCCUUUGUCGGUUUGAAUAACAACAAUAACAGCAAAUGCACGCUAGCAGUCAUGGUCGUUUCGCACAUGUGGCCAAGGCCAAUCAUUGACACGCCGCGAGUCUCUCUUGGAAAUAUGCCUUUGUUUAACUUCCCACACUCAGGACAAAUGAUCUUUGCUUAAAACGCGUGACAUACGUGUCUAUCUUUAAUGAACACACAAUCAGGCACGCCCAGUUUAGGAAAGGCUGAAGAUAAUAAUAAAAUAAUAAUAAUGAACUUAUUUAUUCAGCAUAGCCAUAUUGAGUCUAAGCAGCCUUUUUCAGUAGAGGCCUGCAUUUUUUUAUUUUAAGAUGUUUUCAGCGAAUUCAUGAGCGUUUAUACAAUUGGCAGGAAACCAGAGCACCCAGAGAAAUUGAUACGCGAGCGAGGCAACACUCUAUCCCCGUACAUACAGAUGGAAACAGAUGGUGAUUAGUCCACUUGCUCUACUGCCUUUUACUGGCGAGCCGAGGAUAUGGCAUCUCCUCGACACCUCCGAUUAGCACGGUUGGCUACGUACGGUGCGAAAGAAGUUCAACAUACUGCACAAAUGAUAAUUGGUUUUUUACCCUUUUAUCUGGCAACAAAACUGACACCUUUUUUACGAGGAGUCAUGUUUGCAUAGACCACAAUACCUGCAGUCAUAAUGCAAACAAAAAACCUAACUCUGAUAAUGUAUGCACUGUCCUUGAAGUUGAUUGGUCCACACCCGAGACAGCUUUCCUUAGAGCCUAGUCUCACAUGGGUUGGACCAGAUGACGCCAAAAGGCGCACAACUCAAAGACAAUGCACCAUCAGAGUAUGCGAGCUCGGGGUAAAGCAUUUACACCAUUGAGGUACCAAUGAUACUGCACAUACAUACGAGAGAGUUUCACAAAGUUUGCGUGAUCCACCAACGCUCGCCUCUACGGUGCUGGAUUACAGCAGUUGCUCCACUGCCGCCUGACAUCCUUUGUCCACAGAAUUAUCGGAUGAAGCCACACAAAUAAUGGUAUUGACGUGCGGGUUUAUUUUCGACUUCUUAGAGGUAUUCGCUGAAACUUGCAUUGAAUUCUCAGCUCGCGCUCUGCGGCUUGUGUGCGUGCCUCUAUCAAAGUAUGCUAAAUGUAAAGUGUCCGUGCCCCCAUUUGCUCUGUUAACGCUGUGACGACGUGACGUAGCUUCGUGUACGGUGAUUACUUUGUGUAAGCAUUCGAUUAAAAAUUGCUUGCUUUUUAUGCACGUCUUUUUUUUUGUUACCAAAAACAUUUUACAGAAAGUGUUUCGGGAAAGGCGAAAAGGUGUGGCUG
This is a messenger RNA of Lethenteron reissneri (Far Eastern brook lamprey), 5905 nucleotides long. RefSeq names its product pleckstrin-like. The record is from RefSeq and is a predicted model, not a curated record. NCBI's taxonomy places the organism in Eukaryota, Metazoa, Chordata, Hyperoartia, Petromyzontiformes, Petromyzontidae. Gene Ontology annotation, cellular component: plasma membrane. Gene Ontology annotation, biological process: intracellular signal transduction; actin cytoskeleton organization.